GGUCAUAGCAUCGUAUCAUGUUGUUUUGAACAAGUAUGCUUUAGUGGGGUCUCCUCAAAGUCGUCUCCCCUGCUCCCGACGAGUUCCUAAAAAAUAUCUCCCGUCCCAUGUUUUCAGCCCCACACGUCGCUUGUUUUGUCUUGGUUUUCGGUGGUCUUGUCAAGCUCCAUCCCCCAUUUCUCUCUGCAUCAGAAACAACUUCUCUCUGCAGCUUCUUGCUUAAUUUGCACUCCCAAGCCGUACGGCCAUGGCUUCCCAGGCGUCUCUGGACAAGAUGCAGCUCCGCCAGAACUACCGAAAUCUCUGGCACACCGAUCUCAUGCGGACCAUCCAGACCGACCCUCCUUAUUGUUGCUUUGCGCUUUGGUGUGCACCAUGUGCAUCAUAUCUACUCCGAAAACGAGCUCUUUAUAAUGACAUGUCAAGGUAUGUGUGUUGUGCUGGUUACAUGCCCUGUAGUGGUAGGUGUGGAGAAAGUCGAUGCCCCGAAUUUUGCCUUUGCACGGAGGUUUUCCUCUGCUUUGGAAAUUCAGUAGCCUCGACACGUUUUCUCUUGCAAGAUGAGUUUAACAUACAGACUACUCAAUGUGACAAUUGCAUUAUUGGUUUCAUGUUCUGUCUAUCACAAAUUGCAUGCAUAUUUUCCAUAGUUGCAAUGAUUGUUGGAAGUGAUGAAAUUCAACAAGCUUCUCAGUUAUUGAAUUGUUUGGCCGAUCUGGUGUACUGCACGGUUUGUGCGUGCAUGCAGACACAACACAAGAUUGAAAUGGAUAAACGAGAUGGAGUGUUUGGGCCGCAACCGGUGAUGGCAGUGCCCCCCGCUCAGCAGAUGUCGCGCAUUGAACAGCCAGUUCCUCCCUCCGUCGGAUAUCCACAACAACCAGCAGCAUAUGAUCAGCCCUAUGGCUACCCACCUCCUCAGCCUCAAGGCUACCCACCUCCUGGUUAUGCUCAGCCUGCUUAUCCCCCACCUGGUUACCCACCGUCUGGCUACCCUAAGUGAUGUUUUCACUGUGCCAGUAAAAUCCUUAUACAGGUCUCAACCCUACGCAUUGGUGAGUGCUCAAGUGAAGCAGGCAUUUGUUUCUUUUCGGAUUUUAUAUUGAGAUGGGCAGAUUUGUGUGCAAUAUUGUUCUUUGUCACUAAAAGAACUUCGUGAAUUCCAGUUUGUGUCUAUCCUUUCGUAUUAUUCUUAAAUUUUACCCUCAGCACCACCCAGGCUUCUCUCUUCAUGCUACAGUGCCCUUGUGUACAUUGAUUUGUAUUUUUUGAUCUUUAAAAAAUGUAUUUGCAAAUUUUAGUGUGACGUGCAGUAGAGGGUGUCCCCAUUUGUUUCCCGUGUUUCCCAAUGAGAACCCAUUUGUUCUCUCCACAUAAAUGAGACAUUUUUCUGCA
This is a messenger RNA of Malania oleifera, 1395 nucleotides long. RefSeq lists its product as uncharacterized. The record is from RefSeq and is a predicted model, not a curated record. The transcript has 8 exons. Bases 248 to 1003 code for a protein of 251 amino acids. Lineage: Eukaryota; Viridiplantae; Streptophyta; Magnoliopsida; Santalales; Ximeniaceae.